AUGACUGAAGUUUCUUCACCGUUAUUCUGAGGGAUUUUGCACUGGUACAACGGGUAUUGCUUUAGCAAGUGCUUACCCCUGCUUCGUCGCAACAGUUUUCACUGUUUUCAACAAGUUUACAGUGAGACUUCUGGAGAAAUAAAACUUUUAAAUUAGUCAUUAUGUUUUGUCCGAAGUGAAGUUUAUUCUACGCUCACAAUGGGAACACCUCAGACGUGACUCGUGAAGCGCACUGCAGAAUGAUGCCUUUUGUGGAACUUGGGGAGUACUGAAACCUUCACUGACAAUUUCGGGACUUCUCUCUGUUCAUAUCCAUCCAUCGCAACCUACCCUACGGAUUUCAACUGGAACUGUACCAUUGCUGGAAUAAAAGAAGAGAAGGAAUACAGCUCUGAAUGGUCAUCAGAAAGUGGGAUACAAAUCCUGUCACCAGCCGUGCAGCCCGUGCCAUCAGGAAUACAAUGUUUUAACACUUGGAAAACUAACAAAACUUUGAUGCAUUAUAUGCAAGGACUCUGUCCAAGAACGGUGGACUGGGAUUUUGACCAUGGCGCUUUCAGGUAGGGGAGUGAACCGAUUUCAUGUGGUUUUGUUAAUGCUAUGGACUUUAUCGCAAUACUCCUCAUCCAGUCAAGUUCGUCAGGAGUUUCAGGUACUUGAAGAGCAGCCUAUUGGUACCUAUGUGGGGACGAUAGAAACAAAACCAAGUUUUACCUACCGAUUCAGUGAAAACCACAAACUUUUUGCAAUUAAUGGCACGACUGGUGUGAUAUACACGUCUUCGGUGAUUGACAGGGAAGUUUUACAGAGCGGUAUCAUCAACAUUGUAGUGCUCUCCAGUCAGCCAACGUACCCGACUGAAGUUCGAAUAGUUGUGCUUGACAUUAACGACAACUCGCCAGUGUUUCCAGACCCGUCAAUUGUUGUGUCGUUCAAAGAGGAUGCAAGUAGUGGCAGACAAGUUAUCCUAGACACAGCAACGGACGCGGACAUCGGGAGCAACGGAGUGGAUCACACGACCUACAGAAUAGUGAACGGGAACGAGCAGAGGAGGUUCCGUUUGGAUAUUACCGUCAACCCGAGUGGAGAGGGCGCUUUUCUUCAUCUGGUUUCCACUGGCGGCUUGGAUAGAGAGCUCACCCCUUUUUACCAACUCCUCAUUGAGGUGGAGGACAAGGGAGACCCCAAAAGAUUUGGCUAUUUGCAAGUAAAUGUAACCAUUCAAGAUAUCAAUGACAACCCCCCACUUUUUGAAAAAGACCAAUAUGAGACUAGCAUUUUUGAAGAUGCUGCCAUAGGCUCCAAUGUUUUACAAAUAACAGCCACAGACCAAGAUGAGGGGGCCAAUGCAGACAUCAGAUAUUUUCUAGAUGAGGGAACACCUUUUCAGAUUGACCCUAAAGACGGUACUAUUAUCAUUAAAGAAGCACUAGAUUAUGAAAGCAAGAAAGAGUACUCCCUAACUGUGCAUGCCAUGGACAAUGGACUGCCCUCUCUGUCAGGCAGGGCAGAGGCCACCAUCAAGCUGCUUGAUGUGAAUGACAAUGACCCAGUAGUGAAGUUUAGAUACUUCCCCACCACAUCCAAAUUUGCCUCCGUGGAUGAAAAUGCACAGAUUGGCACAGUGGUGGCUUUGUUAACCGUGUCAGAUUCAGACUCCCCCACGGCCAACGGCAACAUAUCCGUCUCGAUCCUGGGGGGAAAUGAACAGAGGCACUUUGAGGUGCACACGUCUCCUGUUCCUAAUUUGAGCUUAAUUAAGGUGGCGAGUGUGCUGGACAGGGAGCGUAUCUCCUCCUAUAACCUGACCGUCUCCGUGUCGGACAAUGGCAAGCCGGUGGCCCGCUCUUCCGUGGCCAGCCUGGUUAUUUUCGUGAAUGAUAUCAAUGACCACCCGCCCAUUUUCCAGGAAGCCCAGUAUAGGGUGGAUAUCAGCGAAGACAUUCCAAAAGGCAGCUACAUUAAAGGGGUCUCGGCAACAGAUGGCGACUCCGGGCAGAAUGCCAACCUGCGCUACUCGCUGGUGUCUGGAAACGCUUUGGGCUGGUUUGCCAUCAGCGAAAACAGCGGCCUGGUCACCAGUGCCGCUUUGCUGGAUAGGGAAGUGGCCUCCACAAUCGCGCUCAACAUCAGCGCCAAGGACCAGGGGCUGCAGCCCAAAAUCUCCUACACCACCCUGGUGGUGAACAUCACCGACGUCAACGACCAGAUACCCACAUUCACCCAGAGCACGUACCGCGUGUCCCUGCUAGAGCACUCCCCCGCCGGUAGCGAGCUGCUGGUCCUCUCCGCCACAGAUGGCGACCUGGGGGCCAAUGGCACCGUGCGAUUCACCUUUGACCCCGAAACCUCAUCCAGCCUGCUGGACAAGUUCCGCUUGGACGCCGUGUCUGGCAGGCUGAGCACGGCCGUGGAGCUGGACAGGGAGGAGCAGGACUCCUACUUGCUGCACGUGAAGGCCACAGACGCCGGCAGCCCUCCGCUGCACUCAGUGGGGAAAGUAAACAUCACUCUGAGGGACAUUAACGACAACCGGCCUGUUUUCUAUCCGGUGCAGUAUUUCGCCAACGUCAAGGAGAACGAGCCGGCUGGCACAUAUGUCACCAGUGUGUCUGCCACUGAUCCCGACCUGGGCCCGCAUGGCACGGUCAAGUAUCAGAUUACGGCCGGCGAUACAUUUAAGUUUCACAUCAAUAGUGAAACCGGCAAAAUAACCACUUUAGUCUCGCUAGACAGAGAGGAGAAGACUGCAUAUCAGUUACAGGUGACAGCCACAGAUGGCGGGGGCUUGCGCGCAGACACACAGGCCAUUGUCACCAUCAAUGUCAUAGACACACAAGACAACCCGCCCGAGUUCACCCAGCGCGUUUACAGCUUUGUCAUGUUUGAAAAUGUGGCCAUUAAAUCUGUAAUAGGCACGGUGUCUGCCUCCACUGUGGACCUGAACACUAACAUCAGCUACUUAAUCGCCUCGGGAGAUCACCGGGGCCUAUUCUCUGUAAACAGUGUCACCGGAGAAAUCCUGGCUGCAGGCCUCAUUGACAGGGAAGAACAGGCCUUUUACCAGCUCAAAGUCAUAGCCAGGGGAGGGGACGUGACAGGAGACACGCUUGUUAACAUCACCGUCAAGGACUUGAAUGACAACGCGCCGCACUUCAUCCACGCGGUGGAGCACGUCAGCGCCGUGGAGAACUGGAGCACCGGUCACCAGAUCUUCCAGGCCAGAGCCUCUGACCCGGACGAGGGCAGCAACGGCCUGGUGGCCUACAGCCUGAAACAGAACCCCAAGGGCCUGUUCCACAUCCACGAGAAGCACGGCCUCAUCACGCUCACGGGCCCCCUGGAGGUCACCACCAGCUCCUACCAGGUGGAGGUGCAGGCCGCCGACAUGGGCGUGCCCCAGCUCACCUCCAGCCUCCUCCUCACAAUCAGCGUGUACGACGUCAACGACAACGCCCCCAUGUUCGACCAGCUCUCCUAUGAGGUCAUCAUACUGGAGUCGGAGCCCGUGAACAGCCGCUUUUUCAAGGUGGAGGCCACGGACAAGGACUCGGGGCUGAACGGUGAAAUCAUGUAUGAUAUAAUUGGGGGCAACACGGGUGAUGUGUUUGGGGUGUUUCCAGACGGACAGUUAUACAUCAAGGCCGAACUGGACAGGGAGGUCCAGGACCGGUACAGCCUGCUGGUCGUGGCCACAGACCGGGCCGUGGAGCCUCUCACCGCCAGCGUGAACGUCAGCAUCAUCCUGGACGACGUGAACGACAACCGGCCGCUCUUCAACAGCACCAAUUACGUGUUCCACUUUGAGGAGGAGCAGAAGAGAGGCUCCUUGGUGGGCCGCGUCUUCGCCGAGGACAAAGACUUUGGCCCCAACAGCGAGGUGCGCUACGCGUUCGAGAUGGCGCAGCCAAACUUUGAGCUGAACGCCAUCACGGGGGAGCUGACCAGCACGCUGCGGCUGGACCGCGAGUCGCUCAUGAGACAGCGGGGCGCCGCCGUCUUCAGCUUCACGGUGGUCUCCUCCGACCAGGGCCUGCCCAAGCCCCUCAAAGACCAGGCCAAGGUCCAGGUCUACAUCCAGGACAUAAACGAUAACCCACCUAAGUUCACCAAGGACAUAUACCAGGCCUCCAUCUCCGAGCUGGCCCCCAACCUCACCCAGCUGCUCCGGGUGUCUGCCUCUGACGUGGAUGAGAACAAUAACGGGCUCGUGCGCUACCACAUCAAUGAGGGCAACGAAGAGAACCAGUUCACCAUCGACGGCAGCUCGGGUCAGGUGACGCUGGUGGGCAAGCUGGACUAUGAGGCCACGUCCUCUUAUUCUCUCAAGAUUAUAGCGGUGGACUCUGGUGACAUGCCCCUGUCCUCCUCGUGCAUGCUGAGCAUCAGCGUGCUGGAUGAGAACGACAACACACCCUCUUUCCCCAAGGCCACCCUGAUGGUGGACGUGCUGGAGAACAUGAGGAUCGGCGAGCUGGUGGCCUCGGUCACUGCCACCGACUCUGACUCGGGCCAGAACGCUGACAUCACGUACAGCAUCACAGCCACAAACAACCACGGCACCUUCAGCAUCAGCCCCAACACAGGCAGCAUCUUCCUGGUGAAAAGGCUGGACUAUGAGACGCAGUCUGUUUUCAAGCUUAACAUCACUGCCAAAGACAAUGGCAUGCCGCCCAAGUCUUCCACCAUACCUGUGGUGAUCCAGGUGCGAGACUUUAAUGACAACCCCCCCAUCUUCGCCACAGGUGAUAUUUUCAAGUCCAUCCCCGAAAACAUUCCCCUGGCCACAUCUGUUAUGACCAUCAUUGCGCACGACACGGACGCUGAUAUAAACGGACAACUGGAGUAUUCUAUUGUGCAGCAGAGUCCAAGAGGAAACCACUUCCGAAUUGAUCCUGGCUCCGGGGUAAUAUACACAAACAACGAGAUUGACAGAGAGUUCUCCAAUCUUUUCGAAUUGACAGUGAAAGCAACCGACCAGGCGUUCCCAGUCGACUUCCGGCGCUACGCGCUAAAGAAUGUCACUAUUUGGGUGACGGACUUGAAUGACAAUGUGCCUCUGUUCCUGUCCCAGGAUGCACUGGUAGCUGAAUCCAACAUCGUCAUCGGCUCCAUCCUCACCACUGUCAUAGCCCUUGACCCCGAUGACGGGCCUAACGGUGAGGUGGAGUUCGAGUUGCUAAAGGGCGACUCAGACACCUUCAUCAUGGACCGCUACAGCGGCGACAUCCGCCUGGCCUCUCAGCUCGUACCCGCCAAGCUCAUGUACAGCCUCACCAUCUCCGCCACCGACCACGGCACAGAGCGCAAAACCUCCCGCACGGAGCUCACCAUCAUCCUGCCGGGCGGCGACGGGCCCGUCUUCUCCCAGCCCAAGUACAUCACCAUCCUGAAGGAGGGCCAGCCGCCGGGCACCAACGUCAUCUCGCUGGACGCCAACAGCCCGCGCGGCUCCACCACCAAGGUGGAGUACUACAUCGUGUCGGUGCGCAGCGGCGGCAAGUCGGUGGGCCGGCUCUUCGACAUCGGCCGGCACACGGGCAUCAUCAAGACGGCCCGCGAGCUGGACAGGGAGCAAGGGGCCGACCUGUACCUGGUGGAUGUGUAUGCCAUCGAGACAGAGGCCAAGCAGCCGCGCACGCAGAGGGCAGAGGUGGAAAUAACCCUGCAGGAUGUCAAUGACAACCCACCUGUUUUUCCGACCGAUACUCUUGAUGUGACCAUCGAGGAGAACAUUGGUGAUGGAUUCAAGAUAAUGCAGCUAACAGCCACGGAUGCUGACGAGGGUCCCAAUGCCCUGGUCACCUACACCAUCAUCAGUGGAGCAGACGAGAGCUUCCGCAUUGAUCCUGAGAACGGCGAUCUGAUUGCUACAAAGAAGCUGGACCGUGAGCGUCGCUCCAAAUACUCCCUUCUGGUGCGGGCGGACGACGGGAAACAGUCGUCAGACAUGAGGCUGAACAUCACCGUCAGCGACGUCAAUGACCACACGCCCCAGUUCUCCAGAGCCACCUACUCCUUUGACAUCCCUGAAGAUACUGCUCCAGGAUCUAUUGUGGCAGCCAUUUUGGCUAGCGAUUCGGACUCUGGGGCAAACGGUGAGAUCACCUACUGUCUAGAGGAAGAUGACGAGGACGACACCUUCCUCCUCAACCCAGUCACGGGAGUGUUCAAUGUCACCCGUCCUCUGGACUACGAAAGCCAGCAGUACUACAUCCUGACGGCCAAAGCGGUCGAUGGCGGUGGCCAGGCCAGCACGGUCCGUGUCUACUUCAAUGUUCUGGACGUCAACGACAACCCGCCGAUCUUCAACACCACGGCCUACAGCACAUCAGUGACCGAGAGCCUCGCGCCAGGGUCCAGUGUUCUAACAGUGGGAGCCAGUGAUGCUGAUGAUGGCCCCAACGCCCAGCUGUUCUACACCAUCGCAUCAGGUGACCCCCAGGCGCAGUUCACCAUCACCAAGACGGGUGUCCUGCAGACCAAGAAAGCCCUGGACCGCGAGUCCCAGUCCUUCUACAACCUGGUGAUCACGGUCAACGACCUGGCGGAGCCGCCCAUGGCGCGCUUCACCAGCACCGCCCAGGUGUCAAUCAUCCUGCUCGACGUCAACGACUGCCCGCCCAGCUUCACGUCCCAGAAGAUGACCUACAUCCAGGAGAACACACCCAUGGACACCGUGGUCUUCACCGCCCACGCCACCGACGCAGACAGCGGGCCCAACAGCUACGUGGAGUACUCCCUCCGCGGACCUUAUGGGAAUAAGUUUAGCAUCGGGAACAUCGACGGCGAUGUUAAGCUGGUUGGGGAGCUGGACCGUGAGGAGCUGGCCAACUACACCCUGACGGUGGUGGCCACGGAUAAAGGAGAGCCGCCGCUCUCCUCCACCAUGGACGUAACCAUGAUCGUGCUGGACGUCAACGACAACACGCCGAGCUUCUCGCAGAACAUCUACGACAUUGAGAUCGAGGAGAACACGCUGACUGGCACGGACGUGCUGCAGGUGUUUGCCAGCGACGCCGACGAGGGCACCAACGGGCAGAUUCGCUUCUCCAUCGUGGGCGGCAACACCAACACGGACUUCCGCAUCGACUCCGUCACGGGGAUCAUCUCGGUGGCCAAGCAGCUGGACAGGGAGGUGAGGUCGUCUUACUCACUGGUGGUCCAGGCGGCGGACCGCGGGAGCAGCCCCAGGGUGGAUCGCACCACCGUCAACAUCGUCCUGCUGGACGUGAACGACUGCCCGCCGACGUUCGAGCUUUCACCGUACACCGUCAACGUGCAGGAGAACCUGGUGAAGCUCCCCAAGAACAUCCUGCAGGUUGUGGCAAGAGAUGACGACCAAGGUUCAAACGGCCAACUGAGCUAUACGCUGAGCAGUGGCAACGACGAAGGAGCCUUCAGCUUGUCUUCCAGCGGCCAGCUCAGCCUCAUUCACACGCUGGAUCGAGAGGCGUGUGAGAAGUACACCUUGAUAGUCACCGCCAUGGACUCAGGAUCGCCUGCUCUGAGUGGAACGGGAACCAUCACGGUGCUGGUGGAUGAUGUCAAUGACAACGUGCCGGCGUUCACGUCUGCAACUUUCCACACCAGCAUCCCGGAGGACGCGCCGACUGGCACUGAUGUACUGCUGGUCAACAGCUCGGACGCUGACGUGGGCCUGAACGGUGUCAUCAGCUACAGUCUAACGGGCGGUAGUGGCCAGUUCUCCAUCAACCCCGCGACCGGACAGAUCAUCACCAGCUCCCUGCUGGACCGGGAGGCCAGGGGCAGCUACCAGCUGCUGGUGGUGGCAUCGGAUGGAGGCCAGCCCAAGGCCCUGUCCAGCUCAGCCACCGUGUCGGUGGUGGUGGCCGACAUCAAUGACAACCCCCCGCGCUUCCAUCACCACCCUUAUGUCACGCACAUCCCGGCUUCCACCUCAGCAGGCUCAUUGGUGUUUGCUGUCACGGUAACAGAUGAAGACGCAGGCUCCAACGCCCAGCUCCACUACUCCCUCUCCGGCCGCAACUCGGAGAAGUUCAAGAUCGACCCGCUGAGAGGGUCCAUCACCGCCAACGAGAGGCUGACGGGAAGCUCCGAGGUCACCUUCACCGUCCGGGUGAAAGAUGGCGGCACCAACCCCAAGACCGACAGCACCACGGUGACCGUGAGGUUCGUCAGCGGUGGGGACUUCCCCAUCAUACGGCUGAAGGAGAAGAGCUUCACCUACCCAGAGAGCCAGGCUGUCAACACUGUCAUCACCACCGUCUCGGGAGCAUCCACCAGGGGUGGGCAGUUGUCCUACUACAUCGCCAGUGGCAACCUCGACAACGCCUUCCAUGUCGAUCAGCUGUCGGGAGAGCUGUCAAUCAAAAAAUCACUGGACUUUGAGAACAUACAGACCUAUGUGCUAUGGAUCGAAGCCAGAGACCAGGGUUUCCCGCCGUACUCUGCCUACGAGCGAGUGGAGAUUAACGUGCUGGAUAUCAAUGACAAUCAUCCCGUCUUUGAGAGAGAGCCCUUCCAGGCAGACAUACUUGAGAACCUCUCUCCACAGCAUGUUCUCACUGUGUCUGCUGUGGAUUUGGACAGUGGGCCCAAUGGUCACCUGGAGUACGCCAUCAUUGAUGGAAACAAGGAUAACAGGUUCAGCAUUAAUCGUGCGACAGGUGCAAUCCGUACCACCAGGCCGCUGGACAGAGAGGAGAUGAACCAGUAUUCCCUGAGAGUCAAAGCCACCGAUAGGGGUAACCCACCAAAAAGCACAGCUGUCAAAGUCCUCAUCAAUGUCCUGGAUGUGAAUGACAACGCCCCUAGAUUCUCCAAGAUCUUCAGCGCCUCUGUGCCGGAGAACGCACCUGUAGGAUACACCGUCAUCCGGGUGACAACCACCGAUGAAGAUGCAGGUGCCAACGCCAUCAGCAAGUAUUCAAUUACUGACUCAAGUCUGCCGUUCACCAUCAAUCCCAGCACAGGGGACAUAACCAUCAGCCGACCACUGAACAGGGAGGACACUGACCACUACAUCGCUAAAGUGUCUGCCCACGACUCUGGCUGGACUGUGAGCACAGACGUGACAAUAUUCGUGACUGAUAUAAACGAUAACGCACCGCGCUUCAGUCGACCCUCCUACUACCUGGAUUACCCUGAGAUGACCGAGGUCGGCUCCGUGGUAACACAGGUGUCAGCCACAGACCCCGAUGAGGGCUUUAAUGGGAAGAUAUUCUACUUCAUCCGCUCCCAGUCCGAGUACUUCCGCAUUAACUCCAGCUCUGGCGAGAUCUCUAUCAAACAGCAGCUGAUGUACCAAAACUCCACCGGACACGGAAAUAUCAACAUCAAUCGCCACAGUUUCAUCGUCACAGCCUCUGACCGAGGCGUUCCCCCCAUGAUGAGUGAAACCACAGUCAUAGUAAAUGUGGUUGACAGCAAUGACAAUCCCCCUGUAUUUGAUUCCUCCCCUUACUUCACCCCUGUCACUAAGAGUGUCAAGGUUGGCACCAAACUCAUAAAAAUCACAGCCACCGACAAGAAGGACUUUGGUCUAAACUCGGAAGUCGAGUAUGGCAUAUCUGGUGGGAACAGCUCCAGCAAGUUUAAAUUAGAUAAGCAGACAGGAUGGAUAAGUGUGGCCUCCUCCUUGGCCUUGGAUACAAAUAAAAUAUACGUCAUUGAGGUAGUUGCCAGGGACAAAGGGAACCCGCCUCUCUCAGCACACGCUACGAUCCGAGUGGCUGUAACGGAUGAGAACCACCACACCCCAGAGUUCUCCCAGAGCCAAGUCUCCGCCACGGUUCCUGAAAGCUUGAACGUCGGCACGGCCAUCCGGACGCUGUCGGCCCGAGACAAGGACAAGGACAAGCAAAUGAAUGGCCUCAUCUCAUACAGCAUCGCCUCUGGCAACGAGGACGGCCUGUUUGCCAUCAAUAGCAAAACAGGGGUGUUGUCUUUAGCGCAGCCACUGGACUAUGAAACCAAGCAGAAGCAUGAGCUGAAGGUCACAGCAACCGAUGGUGGCUGGAUCUCCAAGACCAGCUAUGUCACGGUCACCGUCCAUGUGACUGAUGUUAAUGACAACCCACCUGCUUUUAAUCCUGAUGAGUAUUUCCCAGUCAUACAAGAGAAUGUCCCCAGUGGCACCACUGUGGUCAAAAUGAAUGCAUUGGAUAAAGACUCUGGGCCCAACGCCCUGAUAGCUUAUGUAAUCCAGUCAUCAGACAGUGACCUUUUCAUAAUUGACCCAAACACUGGCAUAAUCACCACCCAGGGCUUCCUAGACUAUGAGGCUAAGCAAGUGUAUCACCUUACAGUAAAGGCUUUCAAUGUGCCUGAUGAAGAGCGAUGCAACUUUGCCAACGUUAACAUUCAGCUGAAAGGCGCCAACGAGUACGUGCCUCGUUUUGUCUCCAAGCAGUACUAUUUUGAGGUCUCCGAGGCGGCGCCGAAAGGCACAGUGGUUGGCGAAGUGUUUGCUAGCGACCGCGAUCUUGGAGAGGAUGGCAUUGUAUAUUAUUUGAUUUUUGGAAAGAGCAGAAAGAAAGGGUUUGGCAUCAACAGAAAGACUGGGCAGAUCUACGUCACGGGGCCCUUAGACCGUGAAGAGGAAGAGAAAAUCUCGCUAAGAGUGCUGGCAAAGAAUGCAGGCAGCAUCAGAGGCGCAGACAUUGAUGAAGUCUUUGUCAAUAUCACCAUCUUAGAUGCAAAUGACCCCCCAGUGUUCACCCAGGUCUUAUACGAUGUUCAGGUUAGCGAGGGCCUGGCCCCAGGAGGCCUUGUCACUUUUGUCAGUGCUGAAGACUCAGACUCUGUGCCAAGCUGGAGCAGAUUCUCUUACUCCCUCACAUCAGAUCAUGACAAAAAUGCCUUCAGUAUCAACCCUCAAACAGGCCAAGUGUCUGUAGAUGCCGAGCUGGACCGUGAAACCACACCCGUGUAUAACCUCACCCUCCUGGCUGUGGACACGGGGUCCCCACCCGCCACAGGAAGCGCAACCUUGAUUGUGACCUUGGAGGACAUCAAUGACAACGGGCCAACGCUGGUGACUGUCAGUGGGGAGGUGAUGGAGAACCAGCGGGCUGGCACAAAGGUCAUCACCCUGGAUGCCACAGAUCCAGACCUGGCACCCAACCAGGGCCCAUUCACUUACAGCCUGCUCAGCAAGGGCUCUGCCAACAACUACUUCUCGCUCAGCUCCAAGGGUGAGCUCACCACCAGCCGUGAGAUUGACAGAGAGCAAAUCAGCGACUUUUAUCUCUCCGUGCUCAUAAAGGACUCUGGAAUUCCGCAGAUGUCCUCCACAGGUACUGUCCACGUCCAAGUCAGUGACCAGAAUGACAAUCCCUCAGAGCCUCGUUCUGUGGAGAUCUACGUCCAUUAUUUUGGGAACAUGUUUCCUGGAGGCUUUCUGGGCGUCGUCAAGCCCCAGGAUCCAGAUGUGCAGGACACCUUCCAGUGCUCCCUCGUUCCCCCAGCAGCCAGCUUGUUCAGCAUACCUACACGCACCUGUGACCUCAAUUCCAACGCACGCUCCACCGACGGUACUUUCGACCUGACUGUUCGCAGCAGCGACGGUGUCCACGGGUCAGUGAACAGCAAUGCACGAGUCUUCUUCAUGGGAUUCAGCAACGCCACCAUAGACAACAGCAUUCUCAUCAGACUCAGCCGCAAUGGAGUCCAAGACUUCCUCACAAACCACUACCUGAGCUUUGUCCGCAUCGCAAACUCCCAACUAGCAGGGAUGGGCACUGGCGUUCAGCUCUACGGUGCCUUUGAAUCAAACAACCAGACCUUCCUGAUCGUGGCUGUGAAGAGAAGCCACGGCCAGUACGUCAACCCCAGUGGCGUAGCCACCUUCUUCCAGAGCAUCAGAGAUGUGCUUCAAAGACAGAGUGGCAUACAAAUUGACUCUGUCGACCAUGACCCCUGCACCCACAACCCCUGCCAGAAUGGCGGCAGCUGCAAACGUCGCCUCAGUGUAGGGCCCGAGUCAAAGACAGAAGAGAGUGUCCCAGUCAUUUUGGUGUCCAACCAGCCCCUCCAGCCCUAUGCAUGCAACUGCAGACCUGGAUAUGCUGGGGCUCUGUGUGAAACAGACAUUGACGAGUGCUUGCCCUCACCCUGCCACAACGGGGGCACCUGCCACAACCUGGUGGGUGGUUUCUCCUGUUCGUGUCCAGAGGGCUUCACCGGCAUGGCCUGCGAGAGAGAUGUGAAUGAGUGCCUCUCCAACCCCUGCAAGAACGGCGCACUCUGCCAAAACUACCCCGGUGGCUUCAACUGCCUCUGCAAGUCCGGAUUUUCAGGCAAAACCUGUGAUUCCAUCAUCAAUUACUGUGAGUGUAACCCUUGCUUUAAUGGCGGCUCCUGCCAGAACAGAGUGGAUGGCUAUUACUGCCAUUGUCCAUUUGGUGUGUUUGGAAAGCACUGUGAGCUGAACAGCUACGGCUUUGAGGAGCUAUCUUACAUGGAGUUCCCUAGCCUGGACCCCAACAACAACUACAUAUACAUCAAGUUCGCCACGUUGAAGAGCGAUGCCUUGCUCAUGUAUAACCAUGACAACCAGACCGGAGACAAGGCCGAGUUCCUGGCCCUGGAGAUCGUGGAGGGCCAGAUGCGCUUCUCCUUUAACCUUGGCAGCGGAACCUACAAACUGAUGACGACCAUCAAGGUUUCCGACGGACAGUUCCACACCGUGAUUGCCAGGCGGACUGGAAUGGCCGCAUCUCUGACGGUGGACAUGUGUGGUGAGGACCAGGACCCAGGCUACUGUGCUGUCAGCAACGUGGCCGUACACACCGACUGGAUCCUGGACGUGCAGCCCAACAGGCUCUCGGUGGGGGGCGUCAGGUCCAUCGAGCCCGUCCUCCAUCGCCGCGGCCAGGUCGCCACCCACGACUUUGUGGGCUGCAUCAUGGAGUUCGCCGUCAACGGACGCCCACUGGAGCCCUCGCAGGCCCUGGCGUCCCACGGAAUCCUUGACAGAUGCCCCAGACUGGAGGGCGCCUGCAAUGCCAACCCCUGCAGGCACGGUGGCACCUGCGUGGACCACUGGUCGUGGCAGCAGUGCCAGUGCAUGGAGGGCUUCACGGGGAGCUUCUGUGAGAAGUACAUCUCCGCAGACACGGCCCUGUCUCUGGACGGCACCGGGCGUCUCGACUACUCCAUGAGCCAGACUCGGAAGCGGGACAUUCUGCUGCGGCAGGCCCUGCUGCAGGCCUCCGGGGCCGGGGUCUCGUCUGGCUCUGCGUCCGGGUCCGGGUCUGGGUCUUCUGGCUCUGGAAAGGAGGCGGCCGGAUCCAGGGAUAGCAGCCUGGAGGUGAAGUUCCGCACGCGCAACAAGAGCGGCACGCUCCUCCACGUGCAGGAGAGCAGCAACUACACCACGGUGAAGCUGAAGAACGGUAAUCUGCAGUACAUCUCAGACGCGGGUGUAGCGGGAAAGGUGGAGCGCACCCUGUCAGACGUGCCGCUAUCGGACGGACAGUGGCACACCCUGCUCCUCCGGAAGAACGCAACCUCCACCUCCCUCCGUCUGGACGGGGUGCACCUCCGCGCCUUCCCCCACACCACGCAGGACUUUGGCGGGGUCAACGUGCUGACCAUGUCCAUCGGAGGCGUUCCUCCUGGCCCGUCGCAGCCCAAAGCAAGCCCAGGCUUUGAAGGCUGUGUCUCCUACGUGAAAUACAACGGUGAGAACCUGCCCUUCAGCGGCGAGCACACCUCGGUGGCCAUUUCCAAGUCGGACCCGUCGGUGAAGAUCGGCUGCCGCGGGCCCAACCUGUGCGAGAGCGGCCCGUGCUGGGACGGCCUGAUGUGCGUCAACCAGUGGUACACCUACCAGUGCGUGCCGCCCGGCGACUGCGCCUCCAACCCGUGCCAGAACCGCGGCACCUGCGAGCCCAACACCAACGGCGCGGGCGGCUUCAGCUGCGUGUGCGAAGAGCACUUCACGGGCCGGACGUGCGAGACGCUGGUGGCGUGCCUGGGGGUGCAGUGCCCGCAGGGCACCGUCUGCAAGAUGGCGUCCAACGGAGGUUACACCUGCAGCCCUGGCGCCGCGGCCACCGCAAACCCGCUGCCCAUCUGGGCCGUGCCGGCCAUCGUUGGCAGCUGCGCCACGGUGUUGGCCUUGGUGGUGCUGAGCCUGAUCCUGUGCAACCACUGCAGAGGACGCAACAAGAGCAAAGUGCCAAAGGAGGAGAAGAAGCCCAAGGAGAAGAAGAAAAAGAAGAAGAAGGGCAGCGAGAACGUGGCGUUCGACGACCCCGACAACAUCCCCCCGUACGGCGACGACAUGACGGUGAGGAAGCAGCCCGAGGGCAACCCCAAGCCGGACAUCAUCGAGAGGGAGAACCCCUACCUGAUCUACGACGAGACGGACAUCCCACACAGCAACGAGACCAUCCCCAGCGCCCCCUGCGCCCCCUGCCCGGGACCCGAGGCCGAGAUCGAGCACUACGACAUAGACAACGCCAGCAGCAUCGCCCCCUCCGACGCGGACAUCAUCCAGCACUACAAGCAGUUCCGCAGCCACACGCCCAAGUUCUCCAUCCAGAGGCACAGUCCACUGGGCUUUGCUCGGCAGUCGCCCCUACCCCUCGGAGCCACCAGCUACACCUACCAGCCCACGUACACCCAGGGCCUGAGAUCCACACCUCUGAGCCACUCCGCCUGCCCCACCCCCAACCCGCUGUCCAGACACAGCCCCGCACCCUUCGUGUCCAAGCCACCGUCCAGCUUCUACCGCAACAGCCCGGCCCGGGAGCUGAACCUGGCGCGGCGCGAGGGCAGCCCGCUGGACCUGCACAACGACGGCUGCCAGCCGGCCAUGUUCAACUACGCCACGCGGCUGGGCCGGCGCAGCAAGAGCCCGCAGACCAUGGCGGCGGGCCACAGCAGCUCGCGGCCCGGCAGCCGUCUGAAGCAGCCCAUCGAGCAGAUCCCCCUGGAGACGGGCCCGCCGGUGGGCCUGUCCAUCGAGGAGGUGGAGCGGCUCAACACGCCGCGGCCGCGCAACCCCAGCAUCUGCAGCGCCGACCACGGCCGCUCCUCCUCCGAGGACGAGUGCCGGCGGCCGCUGUCGCGCGUGCGCAACCCGGCCGACGGCAUCCCGGCCCAGGAGUCGUCCUCCGAGAGCGACUCGCACGACUCCUUCACCUGCUCCGAGAUGGAGUACGACCGCGAGAAGCCCAUGCACGCCUACAGCUCGCGCGUGCCCAAGCUCUCGCAGGUCAACGAGUCGGACGCCGACGACGAGGAGUACGGCGGCAGGCUCAAGCAGCGGCGCUACUCCAGCCGCCGCGCAGAGGGCGGCCCCGGGGCCUCCCAGGGGCCCCUGAUGGAGCACCAGCACCACCACCACCACACGCUCCCCCACAAACUCGGGGGGCAGCCGGGCAACUUCAACUGGGACAACCUGCUGAACUGGGGGCCCGGCUUUGGCCACUAUGUGGACGUAUUUAAGGACCUGGCCUUGCUUCCGGAGAACUCGGCGGCCAAAGACAUUGAGAUGAACAGUGGGGACGGGUCGGUGACCAUCCUGAACGAAGGGGAGGCCGAGCAAUACGUAUGAGACUAUUUAUUGGCUCCCUCGCACAUGAACUCAUGAACUCCUGUUUUACUCACACACAUCAAGACUGAGGACACUUGUGAGUAGAGGAUGUUGAAUAAGCAAUAAGUACGUAUGUUGAUUAUCCGUGUUGCUUUUGUGUUGUUUUGUUUUCAAAUCGGACGACCUUAAAUGCAGUAAGGCAGAAAUCUCUAUAGACAGUCAGCUCUUGGUUUGCCAGUCGACCUCACACAACCAUUUUAUCUGUCAGGUGAUGUAAACGUUCCUGCGUUCGGACAUGACACAUUGUGCUAGAAAAUAAAGCCAAGUAAGAACAGCCGCCUGGACCUUUCAAAAAGGGUUCCAUAUGCAGAUAAUCAAAUUUAACUGUCACGUAUUACCAAUAUUGCAGUUUGGUUACGAAAAUGUUCCUGUCACGCUCUUAAUAUUUCAGAUAAGAUAAUGAUAGAAGUUAGAAGCAAGAUUUUUCAGCAGCCGAAUUCCAAGGCUAUUGCAUUGCCGGGACCAAGCCCAUGUCCUCCUGUGUUAUUCUUCUUAAGCAGAAGCAUGUGUCUGAUCCACACAUACACCUGCACAUCAAAUACAACCACUCACUCAGAGCAAAGAACGAGCACAGCACUUACAUAGCUAGCACGCUAAUCAAGCGCUGCCAAUGUUAUGCGAAACGCUCAGUAACUACCACUUCAUUGUUCCUUUUGUGUUUUUUAUUUCCUUGUUUUAAUCUGAAUGACAGACUAAGCAUUCUAAAGAGCUGAGAAUAAUUAAGCAUCUGCCUUAUAGACAUUUGAGGAGCUAUUCGAGAGCGCUGAAGUGCUCUCUUUUGUUAUUGUGCUGUUGAUGUUGCUACGGGGGACUGUGGGUCAAGUUGCGUCGGCGACGGAAUCCAGCAGGCUGAAGGUUUUCAUGAACUGGCCAGAAGGAGGAUUAAGCGCAUGGCUUGUGGAGGCCGUCCCAAACAUCAAAACCCUCCCCACGAAAAAAGAGGAAAAAAACUAUGAAGUCGUGUACAUUUUUGUUAUUUUUAUUUGAAGAAAAUUGUGGAAGACAUUGUUCUCAGUGUUGUGUCUUUUUUGUUUUUGUUUCGGUCCAGUAUUUUUUUGAAGGUGUACUGUUUCUACUUUUUUUUUACUGUUUAUUAACUUAAAGUACUUAAGCAGUGUUUUUAUGAAUAUUUUCAUAUGCUGGAAAUUAUGUUCUUACUUUCAGGGAAAGUAAGACUGAAGUACUUAUUUUUUACAUUUGUUACUUUUGUAACAUCAGUAUUUUCCAUUUUUGAUAAAACUAUAACAUACUGUAUGCUCUAUACAUGUAAAAGCCAAUAACAGAAUAAAAAAAUAUUUAUUUAAAAUAUGCAUUAUUCCAUGCUAAUACCACUAUGUAAAGUCUCUAGGCUGUGUCGAAGCCAAAUCUAACCUUAACUCUGGGACUCCCCAAGGGCUGUUCCUGAAAUAGACUCAGCUUAAAGCGUAACUCUCUUGAGCCUCGAUAGUACUGUUCUGUAAUGUGGGUGGUAAGGUAUUCCAUACGCAUGGAGCCCUGUGUGCAUUCCAAUGAGAGUUUAAAAGAAAGCUUUGGAUUGAAUGGAACAAAACAUUUUAAAAGGCCGUCAAGGGCCCAAGUGAAACAGAGCCACCUCGCUCGCAAGCCAAGCACAACACUGGGAGGACAGAGCGACGCAGGGCCCUAUAUUGCUUUCAGCAUUUAUUUACAUCUGGCAGCGCAGAGACAGGCCUUCUUUUGGUUUUCUUUUUUUUAUAAAUAUUAUUUUGGUUGUUUUUUUGGUCCGUGGCCUGGCGAUGGCGGAAUGUGACGUGCUUAUCUGCUCCGUCAUCGAGAGCAUUUGGGGUAGGGGUUGAUGUGGGGGCUUUCAGCUGAGGAGUGAGGGAGGCAGCGACAGAGAAAGGCGGAGAGAAAAAGAGAGAGAGAGAGAGAGUGAGAUAGAGAGAGCAAAUGGUGAAGAGUGACAGGCCGAAGCCGGGUGCCGAUUACCCCGAGGCCCCCCCCAGAACGCCGCCGCGCUCCAGCCGUGUCCGGUAUUGACCCAACCUCCCGGGGUAUCCUGCACCCAUGCUGGUGUUCAAACACCCUCCACGGCCGUGACAUCAACAAACACAGAAAAUAUACAGAGCAGCACCUCUACCAAACAUGGGAAGACAAUGAAUUCUAAUAAACUUCAGAGAAUUCCUUUAAUGUGCGAAUGACUCGCUGGGCGGUGGGACUCUUAACAGCGUGUGGUUAGAUGAGGUGGGUGGGCAGGAGGUGGAGCAAACAACAAUGGGGAAACACUACAGGAGAUAAUGGAGACGAAUACAGAUAAUUCCGUUUUUGUUUAAAACCGGGAACUGUCAGCAAGAGUUUACCCCCGAAGCCACAUCAGAAGAGGUGGUUUACAUCGCACAGUCAUUCAGCCACUGGCAUAUAAAAGUCAGUCCUCGACAGUAAACGGCCUCUAACUAGUCAUUAGCGUGGCAUAUGGGGGGGUUAGCGAUGGACUGGGUUGUGGUGCAGGGGAGUGGUAAUCGAUCAUAUCACUUGGUGACAUGAACUAGCAUUCACUGUGACCACUUUCAUCAGCUUCGUAUUACUGUAAAGGACGCCAUGAUUGCAUGUUUAUGCUAACUCAGUACAAUCCGAGCAGACUGUUUAAACGAGUCUUUAGAUCCUGUGGAUGUGAAGUAAGUCAGAGUCGAUUUCCCAUGAAGGUUUGUUUGUUUGUUUUUCGGGAUGUGUUGGGGGGGUGGGAAAUUGACAUAUCCAAAAGUGUCUACAGUGUAAUCUUCGGAGUAAUAAAUUGCUGUCUGCUCUGGUAUGUCUUCAACCGAGGCUGACAAUUUAUGGGAGUGUGCGGUUGGCUGACACUAAAUGCUGACCUUCUUUAAGUUGCGUAUUUAAAAGCGGGAGGAAGCGCAUUCAGGAUGUUGGACUGAUCCUAAAGACACACAAACUGUCAAAUUGAUAGCCAGGGUGUAAUUAGGUAGACGCCACAGAGGUCCAGAAAGUUAAAGUGGGCUUGUUGAACUUCAAAGUAUACAUUGGGAUGUGUUUAUAUGCCAUGAUGUUAAAUAUUAUCGCUCAUCGAUGUGAGCUAUGAUGAGAGUCUUGAUCUUGUGUAGCACUUCCACCAAGUCCCUCUUGAACCAUGUGAUACCACUUACAAAGUUCUUCCUCUGCACUCAUCAUGAUGCAUUCAAUGAAUUAAACAGAACACAGAAGUAGUCGGUUCAUGUCUAAAUAAACACAAAA
Engraulis encrasicolus (European anchovy) is the source of this 18793-nucleotide messenger RNA. It is a transcript of the gene fat4, whose product is annotated as FAT atypical cadherin 4. Gene Ontology annotation, molecular function: calcium ion binding. The record is from RefSeq and is a predicted model, not a curated record. Lineage: Eukaryota; Metazoa; Chordata; Actinopteri; Clupeiformes; Engraulidae. Gene Ontology annotation, cellular component: plasma membrane. Bases 548 to 15553 code for a protein of 5001 amino acids. The transcript has 17 exons. Gene Ontology annotation, biological process: homophilic cell-cell adhesion.